Molecule: messenger RNA, 1132 nt
Organism: Phlebotomus papatasi
Lineage: Eukaryota; Metazoa; Arthropoda; Insecta; Diptera; Psychodidae
Exons: 2
Coding region: 117-1124 (335 amino acids)
Source: RefSeq, a predicted model, not a curated record
GCGACGUAAUUUAAUCAUUUGUUUGUGUGUCAAGUCGACGGCGCUGAAUGUUGGCGCUCCUUUUAUUCCUCCAAAAAUCCUUUAAAUAACUGAGUAUUUGUAAAAUUUCUUACUAAAUGUCUCUCUGGUUGGACUCUCCAGCAACCUCAAGUGAUAUCUCUGGAGAAUCACAUCAUUCUGAUCAAUUAGAAAAAAUAUUUCUGGACGAUGAUAUUGAGGUGACAUCUCUCUACCCAUCGAUGUGCCCAGACUGCUCCGAAAGGAAUAAAAAGUCAGGUUUCCGGUAUUUCUUUGUCAAUGAGCACGAAGCUGUUUAUAAAUGCGAGAGUUCAGACUGCCUCUUUCCCUUCCGGGAGUUUAUUUUCAAGAAUUUCACAGAUAAUACUGUAUAUCGGUAUCAGAAAGUGUCCCAAGGAGAUUUUAAUACUCCCAUAGAAUUGCCAGGAUUGAACUUUCCUGACAAUUUCACUUACCUUCCGGAGCAUAGCUUCCCUUUUAAAUUUGCAAGUCCGAAAGCUACCCAAGAACCUCUGGGCUUCGAUUUGGAUUCUAUUCUGAAUGAGGAGAGUGAUGAUGGAUCAGUUCAAGAGUUCAGUGACAUUAAGGAUUGGCUCGAAAAAGGAUUAAAUGUCACAGAUUCUCCAAAACCCGAACAAGAUAUCGACAGAGAUAUCUUGGAAGCUAAAGCCAUUCCUGUGCCCAAGAAACUUAGAAAAUCCCUGAAUCUCAUUAAAGGGGAACCAAUUGAGGAGGAAUCUGAUAACAAAGUUUUUACUCCUUUACCUACAAAACCAGCAAAAUCAACUAUCCGUGCUGCAGAUUUUAUAAAAACGAUCAAAACCAAGACUUCAAUUUGGGGCAAAUCUGCCACAUCCGUGUGGGCUUCUCAGCAGAGGAUCUCGUCCGACAUAAAGCUAGAAAAACAAAGACCUGCAAUUUUGGAAGAAAGAAGCGAAAAAGUUCAAAAAACUGGAUCUGCCCGUGAGAGAAAAAUUAAAGUUGAGCAAGAGGACAAGCCUUCCCAGAAGGAUCCACCUCCGAAUGUCAGGAGAUCCCAGAGACUAAGCAAUAAGGAUUAUCAUACUGUAUUCACGUCGAAGGGAAUCAAGAAAGAAAAGAUUUAAAGCGAGAA